GUGUUGGAAGCCUUCACUGAUCGCCUGACUAAACUGGGAGUGUUAGCCAGGAGGGACAUUCCCAGCCUGACCAAGUACCAGAUCAUCCUAGCCAGAGAUCAGUAUAGAAAGAAUCCUUCUUCACAGCACAUGGGAACCCAUCAAGGCAUCAUUGAAGGAGACUUUGCACUCUGUAUCAGUCUGUACCAUGGUUAUGAACUGCUGCUGCAGAUGGGAAUCCGCUCCUUAUUUAUCUACCUCUGGGGAAUUAUGGAUGGAUCCAAAGGGCUAACCCGUACGAAGAACGAGCUGGGACGCAAUGAGGACUUUGUGAAGCUCUACCAGCAGCUCCGAAAUAUGUUUGCAGACACAGCUCUGGCUCCAGUCAAUGGAAGUGUUUACCAGGUGCCUGAAAAGAAAAAGGAGUUUAUCUACAGCCAUCCAAAGUUAAGGAAGUUGGAGGAAAUUGUAAUAGAACACUUCAAAUCCUGGAAAAAGGGAUGCAAGAGUGAGAGCCCCUGUGGGGACACCAGGGUGAUGAUCUUCUCCUCGUUCCGGGACAGUGUGCAGGAGAUCGCCGAGAUGCUGUCCCGGCUCAGCCCCACUGUCAGGGCCAUGACCUUUGUGGGACACUCCACAGGGAAGAGCACUAAAGGCUUCACCCAGAAGGAGCAGCUGGAGGUGGUGAAACGUUUCCGUGAGGGUGGGUAUAACACCCUGGUGUCCACCUGUGUGGGGGAGGAAGGCUUGGACAUUGGAGAGGUUGAUCUCAUCAUCUGCUUCGACGCCCAGAAGAGCCCAAUCCGCCUGGUGCAGCGCAUGGGCCGCACGGGGCGGCGGCGACAGGGACGGAUUGUGGUCAUCCUCGCCCAGGGCCGGGAGGAGAGGACUUACAACCAGAGCCAGUGCAACAAAAGGAGCAUCAACAAAGCUAUUUCAGGAAACAAAGCCCUUCACUUCUACCAGCACAGCCCACGGAUGGUCCCUGAAGGCAUCAACCCAAAGAUGCAUAAAAUGUUUAUUACUGCUGAAAAGUAUGAGCCAAGCAACUGCAGAAAGCUUCCCAAGGAGAGAAGAUCCAGCUCCCUGCAGCACAAAUCUGCUCUCUUUGCCUGUGUGGCUGGCCAAAAGCAAAUGAACUCCCGUGAGAGUUGGGCCCUGACACCUGAGGAAUACAAAAUAUGGGACAGACUCUACAGGAUCAAGGAGAGUGAUGGAAUAAAGCAGCCUGUGUUGCCUCGAAGUCAGUUUGAGACCUUGGGAAACCUGGAAGAAACAUCACAUGAAGAGGGAGAAACCCAUGAGCUUUCCUUGAAUGAGUGGAGCAUCUGGCAGAGUUGUCCCCUCCCCACGGCCAUGGUUGACCACUCGGAUUACUGUCACCACUUCAUCAGUGUGAUGGACAUGAUAGAACAGAUGAGGCACCAACAGGGAGAUUGCAGCUAUGAGUUGGAGCUCCAGCCUCACUUACAUUUGGAAGACGUACAUGUUCCAGGGAAGAAAAGUCACCACACUGUGGCCAACUCCACCUGUGAUCAGAGAGCUCACUCCUCUAGGAAUGUAGGACACACCUCGAAAAUGAACUCACUCUCACCUGGUACAGCUGAUAAUGAGAGUGAAUUUUUUGCCAUCUUUAAAAUCACCAAACCAAAGGCUCCCAAAAGAACUUCUGCAUUCAGUGUGGAAAUGCCUGUGCUGCCUGCAGAUCCCUUGGCUUCUCCUUCAGGAAGAAGCCUUGCUGUGGCUGAACACACUGAGCAGGGCAGUGAGAAUAAGGAGGAACUAGAGGUGACCUUUGACUUAAAUGCAUGUAUCGACGUCUGUGACAGCAGUGAGAGCACUGAAAUACCUGACAGUGCAGCCACAAAGGAAAUAAAACCUGCAAAGGAAGCUAGCAGGACCCUGGGGGUGAACCAGGAAGAUUCAGGUUAUGAGACAUCACCCGUGUCCUCUGACUUGUUCUAUCUCCCUGAACCCUAUGUGGAUCCCUUUGUGCCUGUGAGACCACGUGAGGAGUCUCCUGGGCUGAAACAGCCAUUGUCCCCUGUGCAGAGGCUUUUAGCACAGUCUCCUCCCCCUCUCAGUGAACUGGAUGAUCUGGAUAAAGUGAUGAGAAGUGAAGAAACAACAUGUCCUGUUCCAGGAGCUGUUUGUGAUGGUGACUCGGAGGCACUGCAGGACAGUGUCCUCCCUCCGGCCUCAGAACCUGGUCGCUCACUGCUGCUCUUUGAAAACCCCAACCUGAAAGGCCCCAGGGAAUUCUGCACUUCUGGAAGUCCCAGUUUGGCCAAAACUGUGCCGUCUCCCGAGGCUGCUCUUGGAGCCCUAGAGGAACACCCCUGGAAUGAGAGCUUUGAUAGCCUGUUUGAUGCUGAGUUCACUGAAACCCAAGAGGACACUUCAGCAGUGAGCCACACCCUGACAGAUAACCCUUCAAAUGAGCUCUUUGUUCAAAAAGAUGUUGACAUUUGGAACCAAAAGGUGGUUCUGGAUGAAGAGCAGAGUAUCCAUUUGUUUGAGGAUGACCAGGUUGAUGACACAGUCCCUGGCAGGUGCUCUGUGAGCAAUAAGCCUCCAGAGAGAUCAGGCCCAAGGGACAGUGCCCUCAGGCCAGGUGCAGGGCAAGGCUCCAGGGGGUGUCCCACAGAAGUGUCCUGUGUGGAUGCCACCAAGGAGCAGCACCAAAGCAGCAAAGCCAUGGAAACACCAGGAGUGAGUGAGCAGGGCCUGGAGGAUGAUGACCUCUAUGACUGUUCUCAGGAGCUGUUCUCAGUCACCUUUGACCUGGGCUUUGCCAUUGAGGGGUGUGACAGUGACACCUCUGAGGAGAACACAAAUCCUAUUAACAUCAGUAAAUCAAACAGCACCUUAGGGAGUCAUGCAGGUGGACCCAGCAGUGACAGUGAGGAAGAGAUCAUUUUCCAGAGAAAAGCUAGAAGAAAAAAGAAUGUUUUGAAGUCUCCUGAUUCAGAUUCAUCCAGCAACGACAGUGUGGAUUUUCACCAGAACUCAAAGAGGAACAGCAGGAACAGCUCAACAGCCUGGAACAAAACCCACUCCAGACCUGCCAAGCGGCCAAGGGUCAAGAGCAGUUUUACAUCCAAGGAAGCAGCCAGGCAGUUCUUAGAGGAAGAGGCUGAGCUGUCCCAGCAGGAUGCAGAGGGAGUUUCCUCUGAUGAGAGUGAUGGUGCAGAGAGUGAGCUGAGCUCCUCCCUGGCUCAGUUCCUCAACGAUGAUGUGGAGGUCACACAAGCCCUAAAUGACACGGAGAUGAGAGGAGUGUACCUGAAGUCUGUGCACAGUCCAGCCCUUGGCAACAGAUACAAGAUGGUUCACAGGGAAUUCAACAGCUCAGCCAUAUUCUCACAGAUUCCCGAGCAGGACUCAGCCUACGCCGAGGACAGUUUCUGUGUGGGAGAUGGGGAAGAGGAAACCUGCAGACAGAGUGAAUCUAGUGAAGAUGAAGUGUGUGUGAACUUUGAUCUCCUCAACAACGAGAGCUUCACCAGUGGCAGGAACCAGUACGUCACUCGGCGCAGGAGGAGACUGAACCAGGCCAGGCUGGAGCAGAACUCUGUGCCAGAGCAGAGGAGGAAACCAUCCAGGAUUAUUGUUCUCAGUGAUUCCAGCGAGGAGGAAACAGCUGUCAGCAAGGAGAAGCCCAGGAAACCAGACUGUUCCAGGGUGCGAAACUCUUGGAAGAACACCCAUGGGAGCACUUCAGGUCCAGGGCAUCCUGCUGCCACCAAGCCCUCCUCAGCCACAGCUCAGCUUCCCCGGGAAGCUGUGGAGAAAAGCCCUUCCCUGUGCAUCCUGGCAGACAGCAGGGAGAUCUGCUCUGGGGCAGAGGUGAUCUCCUGCCUGAAGGCAGCGCAUGGGGUGAAGGUGCAGGUGUGCUCCCUGGGCAGCAGCGACUACAUCGUCAGCAGCUGCCUGGCCGUGGAGAGGAUGUUCCUGUCCGAGCUGCUGAGCCCUGGCAACAGGGGCAAGGUCAGCCAGAGGCUGCAGCGCCUCCAGGGGCUGUUCCAGAGGGUCUGUGUCAUCGUGGAAACAGACAGGGUCAGGCCAGGAGAGACAUCUCGGUUCCUGCAGCGCACUCAGCACUAUGAUGCUGUGCUCUCAGCCCUGGUCCAGGCUGGCAUCCGAGUCCUGUUCAGCUCUGGGCAGGAGGACAGUGCUGCCUUGCUGAAGGACCUGGCUGUGGUGGAGCAGAGGAAGAACUGUGCCAUCUGUGUGCCCACGGAGGUGGAGGGACCCUGGCGGGACAGGCUCAGCUUCUACCUCAGCAUCCCCAACCUCAGCUACGUGGCUGCCCUCAACCUCUGCCAUGCCUUCCACUCCCUCAGGGACAUGGUCAACAGCUCCCCCCUGGCCCUGGCUAAGGCUGCCCAGGUGAGUCUGCAGAAGGCUGAAGAGAUCCACCACCACCUGCACUACAGCUUCGACCCACAGCUGCUGCCAGAGCACCUCUGCCCUAAGGGGAAGGGCCCUGCAGCCCCCAAGAGCUGA
This is a messenger RNA of Acanthisitta chloris (rifleman), 4488 nucleotides long. It is a transcript of the gene FANCM, whose product is annotated as Fanconi anemia, complementation group M. The transcript is spliced from 18 exons. The annotation marks the transcript as partial. The record is from RefSeq and is a predicted model, not a curated record. NCBI's taxonomy places the organism in Eukaryota, Metazoa, Chordata, Aves, Passeriformes, Acanthisittidae. Gene Ontology annotation, biological process: replication fork reversal; double-strand break repair via synthesis-dependent strand annealing; interstrand cross-link repair. Gene Ontology annotation, molecular function: 3'-5' DNA helicase activity; nuclease activity; four-way junction DNA binding.